AGCGCCGCCGCUCGAGCGUGAGAUUGGUAUCUCUUAGAACAUCGCCGUCAACAUGCCAUCUGCCACUCAGCUCCCAGUCAUUCUGUAUCAUUACGAUGCUUCGCCCGUGGCCAGAAAGGUCAAGCACAUCCUCGCUAUCAAGAGGAUACCUCACUACAGAGUCGAGAUCCCCAUGACAUUGCCACGCCCCGACCUCGCGGACCGACUAGGCGUGAAGUAUCGCCGCAUACCCGUUCUGGCAAUCGGGGGAGACGUCUAUUGCGAUAGCAGCCUCAUUGCCAACGUGCUGGAACGCAAUUUCACUCCUGAACAGGGGUUUGGUACAAUCUUCCCGAAACGCAAGGGAGGAGGUACCGCAGAUACUGGGAUGAUCAAGGCCUUUGCAAUGAGUUACGGGGAUCGCACGCUCGGUGCCAUUGCAACUCAAAUGCUGCCCUAUCAUAAGUUCAAGCCCGACUUCUUGGACGAUCGGAGCAAGUGGUUUGGGAAGAAGGUGGAUCCUCAGGCGAUCCUGGCAGGCCAGCCUGCGGCAGCUAGUGCGCUAUCAUCUCAUUUGGCGCUCGUUGAAGAACAGCUCUCAGACGGUCGCGAAUGGCUCAUGGACACCGAGACACCAAGUCUUGCAGACAUAUCCGUUCAUUACGUCUGGGAAUGGAUGUUGGCGUUCAGGCCGUUAAGUUACCUCAAGAAAGAACUGUUUGAUGAAUCUCAGUUUCCUGCGACCCUCGCAUGGAUCUCACGGAUGUCGGUAUACAUUGCCAAAGAAGAUGCUGCGCAUAAGGGUGUCCUGGAUAACGUCUCUGGCGAGCGGGCUGCGGAACUGAUCACUUCAUCGGAAUCUGCGGACCUCAACGUUGUUGGCUUUGACGAAGUUGAGGCGGCCAGACUGAAGGUCAAGCUGGGGGAGACAAUUGCGGUUACGCCCACUGAUAAUGGCAAAGUCCCCACCGUGGGUAAGCUCAUUGGGCUCACGAAGGAAGAAGUGGCCAUUGAGACGCGGGGUUCUUCUGGGAAGCCGGUGCACUGCCAUUUCCCUAGGUUGUACUAUUCGGUCGUAUCAGAGACUCGGGUAUCCAAGCUCUGAUUCCUUUCCCUUGCGAUGGUUCCAUGGCACCCUGGAAAUGAGCCUGGAACGUUAUAUUGGAAUUCAUUGCCGCUAGAACCUAGCACGUUUGCCUCGCUGUCGGACCGUACUUUGACAUUUCGUCCGUCGCCGUGUACGUACACACUACGACGACCGCUCAC
Molecule: messenger RNA, 1245 nt
Organism: Dichomitus squalens LYAD-421 SS1
Lineage: Eukaryota; Fungi; Basidiomycota; Agaricomycetes; Polyporales; Polyporaceae
Exons: 7
Coding region: 53-1084 (343 amino acids)
Source: RefSeq, a predicted model, not a curated record